AUGGGGUUCGUGUCGAGCGUGCUGGUGGGGUUGGUGAUCGGCGUGGUCAUCAUGUACGCCUGGAACUACUUCAUGGCCGUCCGCCAGGCCAAGAGGAACGCCGUGAAGAGCGAUCUGAUGGCGGUGCAGGGAAUCGGGUUGAACGAGCUUAAAGCCAUCUGCGGGCCGCUCUGCCCCACUUGGGUCAAGUUCACCGAAUACGAUGAUGCGGAUUGGGUCACGCGGAUGCUAGCGGAGCUAUGGCCGCACAUCAACAAGGCGACGAGUGAGGUGGUGCGCGAGACCAUGGAGCCGAUACUAGAGGCGAACCGCCCGUCCAUCGUCUCGUCCAUGACCUUCCACAAGUUCGAGCUGGGCAAGGACCACGAGAAGGCUCCGCAUGUGGAAGGCAUCAAGCUGCACAAGACGGGCGCGGAGGAGGACCAGGUGAUAAUGGACCUGCUCAUCUACUGGCAGAGCGACGCCUCCAUCGUUCUCAACAUCAAGACGGCUGCUGUCAAGCUGCAAGUGCAGGUGAAGAACCUGGUGUUCCGGGCCACGCUACGCCUCAUCUUCCAGCUGGGCGAGCAGAUGCCCUGCAUCGAUGCUGUCGUCGCCUCGCUGCUGCGCAAGCCGCGGCCGAAGGUGGAUUUUGUGCUCAAGGCGGUGGGGGGGUCGCUUUCGGCCAUUCCAGGGCUGGAGAAGCAGAUCGACAACACGGUGGCAUCAGUGCUGGAGUCAAACAUAUUGUGGCCCGAGCGCAUUGUGGUGAAGCUCAACCCGGCCUUCGAUGAGAAGCUGCUGGAGAUGAAGUAUGAGGGGGAGCUGGUGGUGACGGUGGUGCGGGCAGAGGGAGUGAAGAACGUGGACACGCUGGGCAAGUCCGACCCCUACACCACCAUCUGGCUCAACCCCAAGCACAUGGCCAAGACGGGCGUGUGUAAGAACAACCUCAACCCGGUGUGGAACGAGAUGUUCCUGCUGCCCGUCGAUGACCCGCACACAGCCGAGCUCACCAUUAAGGUGGAGGACGAUGACGUGAUGCAAGACUCGGAUCUGGGGUGGGCGUUGUUCCCCCUGGCGGACCUGAUGGACAAGAGCGGCCCCUACCAGGUCACCCUCGACCUGCUGCCGCGCCUGCAUGACGACAAGCUGUUGGGCCAGGACCACAAGCUCGGACGCAUCACGCUGCUGCUGGCGUAUCGUGAGUACUCAGACGAGGAGAGGGACAGCGCGACCGCAGCAGAGAAGGCACGUGGGGCGCGCAUAAAGGACCACAGCGUGCCGGCCGACCAGGCCUCUGCCGCCAUGGCUGCCGCUGCUGCCGACUCCGAGCGCCGCGUGCGCGAGGCGGCUGAGCGCGCCCUCAUGACCCCCAAAACCCCGCGAGCAUCCAUGGCCCGGCGUGCGUCUGAGGUGGGGCAGAAGUCUACCAAGGGCGCGGAGCAGUCCCAAAGGAGCAGCUCUGAUGCGGCCGAAGAUGCGCUGCCUGUCUCCGUUGCCCCUGGCGCCCCUGCUGCUGACGCAGCUGCCACUGCUGCUGAUACCGCCCCUGCUGCUGCUGCUGCUGCUGCUGCUGCAGCAGCAGCAGCAGCAGCAGCACCACCAGCGGCCCGUGCUGGCCCAAGUCUGGCUCGGUCCAUGGGUGACUUGAAGCACCGGGAUAGGGAGGGCUCUCUGCAUGUGUCGUCAGACCCAGCAGACUCAGCUGCAGCAGCAGACGCGGAAGGGGAGGCUCCCCUGUCCCCUGCGCUGUCGCCGGGGCCUGAUGGGAAGCCCAAGAGGAGGAGUGGGGCCAUGGGGUUCAUGAGCAAGGUGGGGCAGAUCGGCAGGAAUGUGAAGUCGGGCCUUGAGGGCGGCCUGUCUCCCAAGGAGCACUGA
Molecule: messenger RNA, 1860 nt
Organism: Closterium sp. Yama58-4
Lineage: Eukaryota; Viridiplantae; Streptophyta; Zygnematophyceae; Desmidiales; Closteriaceae
Source: the annotation of a GenBank genome assembly